AUGAUGAGUGUUAAAACAGAAAAAGGAAGGAAAGGAAAAAAUGAGGCAUAGUGUGCAAUCCUACAAUAAUACAAACAAGAAAUACAAUUGUUGAGAAUUUUCAGUGAGUGAACUGUACAAAUAUUGCUCAAACAGAGAUGCAUCAUGCAAAGACAUGAAACGGGAAGUUAGACUUUCUGAAAUGUAAGAGCUAACAGGAACCCAACUAUUAAGACUGUGGACUGUGUCCACUGUAACAUAAAAUAGAAUCGGGUCAUUAGUGAAUGAAAACCAGUCAUGAGGGACCAAUUAUAUCUUUUCAUCUUUAUGUUUCAUUUCAGUACAGGCUGUAUUGUUUCAGAUGUGAAGCAUAUAGAAAUAACAGCAUACUCAGGUGGUUCAGUUGUGCUGCCCUGCUCCUGUGCUGACCCUCAGUCUACAGUCACAACAUUCACCUGGGAGUUUGAUCGGGGAAAUCAAUGGAUUCAAGUAUUUCAAGAUGAGAAAUACAGCGGUAGACAUGUGCUGUUUAAUGAACGUUCUCCAACAAAUCUGUCUCUUCUCAUUUCUGACCUCAGAAUGAAUGACCAGGGCUACUACACCUGUAAAACCGAAUCAAAUAGUAUUACACAUGUUGACUUAAAAGUUAAAGGGUGUGAUUUGGUUGAGAAGAGAAAGAUAUUUGAAGUGACUGGAUAUUCAGGAGAGUCUGUGGUUCUGCCCUGUUCCUGCACUGAACUACUGGCUAAACCUGAACAGAUACAAUGGAUUUAUUUAAUUGAAAAUAAUUAUAAAGAAAUCUACCCAAAUGAACAGAUUGAGAAUUACAAGAACAGAGUCAAACUGUUAAAUUCAAACACUCCAGGAAAUCUUUCUCUGCACAUAUCAGCACUGACCACAGAGGACCAAGGGGAAUAUCAGUGUUCAGUCUCGUCUCAGCAAGUAGUCAGCUUCAGACUUACUGUACUUCACGCUGAAGAAAAACCUCACGUCAACACAAUCACUUUAACAACACAUCAAGCUUCACACCAAACACAAGACUCCACAACUUCACAACUUAAUCCGACUCAACAACAUACAUCUCGAAAUGUUUUCAUUCUGGGAGUGUUUUUCUCAGUGUUUCUACUGGCAUUACUGGCAUUUAUAUUAUGGAGAUGCAGAGGAGGCAGAAAUGAUAAAAAAGUGACCACUGAUGGUGGAGAGCUAAAGACAGAACAAGACAAUCAGGACGACGUGAUGUAUUCUACUGUAGUCCAUGUUAAAACAGCAUCCACAGCAGCUCACACACACAGUGACCCAGUAGAGCUCACAGAGUACGCUUCUGUCAACGUUAAGCGCUAAAAGAACUGACACCACUGUACACUUUUGAGUUUUCUGUAAUCUUAAUUUGAAAAAAGAAUACAAAUUCAUUGUUAGGAGGACAUUUUAAGUGACUUUAAAGCAUAUCAAGAAUGAUUGCAAAGCAGGAGUAAACAACUGAGGAAGCUGUGUUGCCUGUUUCUAUUUUUAGACACACUAUGUGCGUGCACUUUCAAGUGAUCACACAAAGUGACAAACCAUAGAGUGUUGGGUUUGGUGGUUUACAUAUUUUAGCUUUAAAAUCAGUGAUUACUCUUCAAUGUGUCAAAAUUGCUUAUUAAUUUGAGCCCCAUUGAAACCCAGAGAAUAUUAGUGAAGAGGAUUGCGCAAGAACAGCUCUUAAUGGUAUGUUUUUUGUUGGUUGUUGUCUCAUACUUUUAGAUACGCUGUUAUUUGUAAAUGCUACUGCUCAUGUUAGCUUUUAAUAUCCAGUUUUAUCUUGAUUAAAGAUUUAAUACUGCUUCCUGGUCCAGACAUGCUACACAUGUGCGGCAACAAACAA
Molecule: messenger RNA, 1840 nt
Organism: Cyprinus carpio (common carp)
Lineage: Eukaryota; Metazoa; Chordata; Actinopteri; Cypriniformes; Cyprinidae
Product: polymeric immunoglobulin receptor
Biological process (GO): negative regulation of T cell proliferation; positive regulation of T cell proliferation; T cell costimulation
Cellular component (GO): external side of plasma membrane
Source: RefSeq, a predicted model, not a curated record